Messenger RNA from Closterium sp. NIES-65, 949 nucleotides. The record is from the annotation of a GenBank genome assembly. Lineage: Eukaryota; Viridiplantae; Streptophyta; Zygnematophyceae; Desmidiales; Closteriaceae.
AUGUACUCGGCAACACCAGGGUCGGGCCUACCUGUUACAGGGGCCGUUGGCGGGAGAACAGGGGCAGGAUUACCCGUUACAGGGUUACCAGGCGGAAUUACUGGGGGCAGCGCCACUGGGAGCACCAGCAGCACCAGCAGCAGCAGCGGCAUCACCGGAGGUAGCGCCGCGUUUGCCGCUCCCUCCUCGUCCCUGCACCUCUCCCCGCCUUUUCCGCGCCCUAAUGUCUCUGCAGCCAACACCAGCACUGCCAUCAGCAUCACUACUGGCACCGGUGGCGGCGCGGCCAGCUCUUCUUCAGUCGUCGAGGACCAAGGCGGCGGAACCGCGACAGUUGCAUCGGGUUUCUCUCCGCAUGUCUUCAACAUCCCGUCGGGCGGCGCGGCGGUGGCGGAGGGACGUCCACUCUUCUACUGGUUUCCGCCAGACGAGGAGGAUUACGAAACCCCCCCCGGGACCACCUGGGUGGAGCUGGUAGCUCUCUCUAUCCUACUCCUCGGCGCUGCUGCUGCCCUCCGCUCCGCCUUCCCCCGGGGAGGGGCGGCAGCAGCGGCGGCAGCAGCAGCUGGAGCGGGGAUGGGGUAUGCGUCUGGCCCUCGGCCGUUCAGGCUAAGAGGCACAGGAGGCACGGGGAACUAUUCUGCUCUGGAUAAGAAGUUUGCGUCUAGUGGGGGCGGCAGCUGGGAGUAUCUUGGUACAGUCGUAGCGGCAGGGGCGGCGGGAGAGGGAUCAGCAACAACGGCAGUGGUUCCGGUGGUGAUGAUGGUGGUAGUGGCACUGGUGCAGCCGGUGAGAGAGACAGAGACCGGGAGGGUGGUUCGGAUAGUGGAGGUGGGGAGGGGUCCUCCACAGCUGCUGCCGGACCUGCAGGUGCGGCAGGGUCUUUCGUCUCGUAGCGCCUCCCGGGCGGCAUCUGGGUGGGGAUACACGUGUAUGCCAACGGGGACCG